This is a messenger RNA of Corylus avellana, 2558 nucleotides long. Its product is annotated as serine/threonine-protein kinase WNK8. Gene Ontology annotation, molecular function: ATP binding; protein serine/threonine kinase activity. The record is from RefSeq and is a predicted model, not a curated record. Lineage: Eukaryota; Viridiplantae; Streptophyta; Magnoliopsida; Fagales; Betulaceae. Gene Ontology annotation, biological process: protein phosphorylation.
UAUCCUGGAAUUGCUGUCCCAUCUUCCGAUUGUGAUUCUGAGUUGUUACUCCAUUUCGGUCUCCCUCUUCCACCUUCCUCUCGCAGCUUUAUAGGCUUUAUCUCCGUACGGCGCGUCCGGUUCAGCCGUCUCUUUCUUAGGGUUUCGAACUUUCAAUCUUCAAUAGCGCUUGGCUUGGGUCUUUAGGGAUUUUGAUAGCCAUUUUUUUGGUACACCAAAAGAUGCAGAUGAUCGAGACAUGGACGAAUCUGGGACUGGUGUGAGGAUUGGGGCGCCGAUUGGGAGGCCGCACUGGGCCAUGGAAUCGAAGUCUUCGUCUUCCUCAAUGUGUUAUCUCGGGUGCCGACUGCGGUUCCGAAAAUCGGCAUUCGAUUCGUAUUCGGUGGCUUGCGAAACGUUCUGGGAAAAAAAGCCCCUUCUUCUUCUUCGUCGUCUUGGGUUCAGAAUCAAGCUGCUUUAGUAGGGUUUGCGGGGUUUGUUCUCGAUCUUCCUUUUUGUUGGUCUCUUUCGUGAAUUCGUCGUCGUUUUGGGGCAAUGGGUUUUGGUGCGGGUCGAGAAUCGGAGGCUGAUGAUGGUGAUGGUGAUGGUGUGGAGAAAGAUCCGACGGGACGAUACGUACGGUAUGAUGAAGUGUUGGGGAGAGGAGCAUUUAAGACUGUAUACAAGGCAUUUGAUGAAGUUAAUGGGAUAGAAGUUGCUUGGAACCAAGUGGACAUUGAGGAUGUAUUGCAGUCACCAGAACAGCUGGAAAGAUUAUAUUCAGAGGUUCAUCUGCUGAAAUCUUUGAAACAUGAAAAUAUUAUCAAGUUCUAUAAUUCUUGGGUAGAUGAUAAGAACAAGACCAUCAACCUGAUAACAGAGUUGUUCACUUCUGGGAGUCUGAGGCAAUAUCGUAAGAAGCAUAAAAAUGUUGAUAUAAAGGCCAUCAAGAACUGGGCGAGGCAGAUUCUUCGAGGUUUAUGCUAUCUGCAUGGCCAGAAUCCUCCAAUUAUCCACAGAGACCUGAAAUGUGACAAUAUAUUGGUUAAUGGGAAUAAUGGAGAAGUUAAAAUUGGAGAUCUUGGAUUGGCAACUGUCAUGCAGCAGCCUACUGCCCGAAGUGUUAUAGGCACUCCUGAGUUCAUGGCUCCUGAGCUUUAUGAAGAGGAAUAUAACAAUCUUGUUGACAUAUAUUCUUUUGGAAUGUGCAUGUUAGAAAUGGUUACUUGUGAAUACCCAUAUAGCGAAUGCAAAAAUCCAGCUCAAAUAUAUAAGAAGGUUACCACUGGCAUAAAGCCUGCUUCCCUCAGUAAAGUGAAUGACCCCCAAGUUAAGCAGUUCAUAGAGAAGUGUCUGGUUCCAGCAUCUAUGAGAUUGCCUGCAGUGGAGCUCUUGAAAGAUCCAUUCCUUGUGACUGGAAAUUCUAAGGAUAUCAUUUGUGAUUCCCUGCAGUUACCCAAUAACUCGCCUGAAUUAGUGAACCCGCUGCAAGUUGAAUCUCAUGCCAUGGACAUAGACUCCAACUGCAAGAAGCUUUUUGGCUCUAGCAUAAAAAGCAUCAGUGGAACUUCAAACUCUUCGACUCUAGAAUUUCAGAGGUUUACUGAGAAUAACGAAUUUAGGUUAAGAGGGGAGAAAAAUGAUGACAAUACAAUUUCAUUAACUCUCCUCAUCACUAAUCCCUGUGGUCAGUUGAGAAAUAUCCACUUUGCAUUUUAUCUUGAUUCUGAUACUGUAAUUUCAAUAGCUGAGGAGAUGGUUGAACAACUUGAUCUAUCAAAAGAAGAUGUGGUUGUCAUUGCUGAGUUAAUUGACAACUUGCUUGCCAAGCUUGUACCCAGAUUGAAAUCUUCAUUUGAGAACUGUUCAUAUGAAGCAAACACUUCAUUUUGCGAUUCUCCUCUACUUCAGAUUCGUGGAAAUUUAGCCUCAGUAGAGGCUCCUGCCAAGGCAGUUGUUGAGCACCAUGUUCUCCCACAAAUGGCUGAUGUGGAAGGUGAAGACAAUCAAGAAUCAACCGUUUCAGAUAUAUCAGCUGAGUAUGGUGUCUCAAUGGCCUCAGAUGCCGAUCUGGAAAGUGCUUUGGAGUCUGAUUAUUUCAGUGUUGAUGAAUACGAUAAAAGCUUAAAUGGGCACGGUUUCAAUUCAGAGUAUGGGGUUUAUGAUCAUGGUGGGCAUAGUGUGAACAGCUAUGAAGCUAAUGUUUGUGAGUCUCUCAUGAUUAACGAGCCUGCAGAGAACUCUGCAACCUCCUGUAUCAAUUCAUGUUUCGGAAUGUUAGAAAACUUUAGUUUGUCGAGCAUAUGUUGUCUAUCUCUGGCAGAAGAGAAUCAGUGUGAUGAGCUAAAGCUGGAGUUGGAGGAAAUUGAAACACAGUAUCACCAACGUUUGGUUGAACUCCAGAGGAUGAGAGAGCAAGCAAUAGAAAAUGCCAGAAAGAGAUGGAUGAUGAAGAAAAAAAUAGCUGUUAUUUGAUUUAUUGGAUUUUCUUGCUAGGAAUUUGUUUUUCCCGUGUUUUAAUAAUUGCCUUUUGCCCCUUGAUUGUGUGUGGCAAUAUAUGUAGUAAAUCAUUUUUUUUU